Chrysemys picta bellii (western painted turtle) is the source of this 1300-nucleotide messenger RNA. It is a transcript of the gene TYW3, whose product is annotated as tRNA-yW synthesizing protein 3 homolog. The record is from RefSeq and is a predicted model, not a curated record. Lineage: Eukaryota; Metazoa; Chordata; Testudines; Emydidae.
CUCCCCCAGCCCGGAAGUGCCCGGCGCGCUUCGCAGCCGGGCCCCGGCAGGUUUGGCCUAACCCGGCCACCAUCAGCGAAUAGGGCGGCUGUGCAGCCUGGGGGUCGCCCGCUUGCCGGUCCCGGCCCGGCUCUCCGUCCUCGCGAGCCCAUGGCCGCCUUCCGGCGCUGGAAGGAGCAGCGCCUGGCCCGGGCGGACGAGAGCAGGAAGGGCAGCGUGGACGAGGCCAUCGCGGAGCUAGUGCAACUCCUCAACGGGCAGGAGCGAUUCUGCACCACCAGCUCCUGCGCCGGCCGCCUUCUGCUCGCGCAGGCCCCCGCCCGAGGUUUCAAUGGCUAUGAGGUACAGAAGAAAAACUGUUCUUGGCUCAUGGUAACGCAUCAACUCUGUGCAAAAGAGGAUGUGAUGACAGCGUUGCAGAAAGCCACUGGUGACACUGUAUUCAAAUUUGAACCAUUCAUUCUUCAUGUGCAGUGUCAAGAGUUGCAGGAUGCACAGCUUCUGCACUCGGUGGCUAUAGAUUCUGGAUUCAGGAACUCUGGUAUUACAGUUGGCAGAAGAGGUAAAAUUAUGAUGGCUGUCCGGAGUACUCAUUGCUUAGAAGUUCCAUUAAGUCACAUGGGGAAAUUGAUGGUCACUGAAGAAUAUGUUGACUUUCUGGUACAGAUAGCUAAUCGGAAGAUGGAAGAAAACAUGAAGAGAAUUGACAGAUUUUACAACUGCCUACAGUUAGCUUUGAAAACUGAACUCAGCAUGCGUAACUCACCUCGUGAGAUGAUACAGAAGACUCAUUCUGUGUACACUCACAGAAGAAAAAGAAAACCAGAUAAAGAGCCUGGCGUGUGCACCUCUUCAGAGAAUAAAGAAGAGUCAGAAACCGAAGAUGACCCAGAAGCCAAUCUCAAUAUUUUUUUCUGAAAUCUAUUGAUACAGGAUGCCUAUUUUCUAAUAUUGGCGUAGUUAUGUUAACACAGAUUGCUAGCUUUAAUGAUACUUCUUUUGUACUGCUCUUUAUAAGAGCUUUUAUACUGCUGUGCUCUAGGAAGUUAUACUGUCAUGAAAGUUUAUGCUGAAGACAGUGUCCACUUAACCAAGCAAUUCAGUGUAACAGAAUUAUGAAAUGCCCUUUGAUUUGCAUAAAAACACCACUGAGGCAUGGAGAACAGAAGUACAUGGACUUCUUAAAAAUUAUGAAAUAUUUAUUAACAGUGAACAGAACAGCUAACAGCUUUAAUGUGUACAUAGGUAUACCUCAAACCGUGUUUGAUACAUCUCUAUAAUAAAAGAUUGAUUUACUGUA